UUUUUUUGUCAUUUGUAAAUCUGUGUUUUUCAUAUCAUGGUGUGUUUAUUGAUUGAUUGAAAAUUUCUUUUUUCCAAAAACAAAAUAAAUGAUGAUCUUCCAAUUGAAAUUUCUCUUACUUUUGAUCAAUUUUUUCACAACGAUCUCAGCCAAUCAUGGUGUUAAUGAUGAACAUUUUGAUGAACAGCUCAUCAUACGAUCAUUGAAUGAUGGCCAAAUUUCGGCUCAUUUUGAAUUUAAAACAUUCAUCACUGCUAAUCUCUCACAUCCAUUUGGUGUAAAUGCUGGCAAACAUAAUGACAUUUUUCCAUUAUCAUUAUUACGUCUAUUUCAUCAGCUUGAAAUUCAAGAAUUACAUUUCAGUCUAACAAAAGGUUAUUGGAAAUAUGAUCGUUGGGGAUUGCCUGCACGUGAUACAUCACCAAACGCUCAUCUUUGGGCAUGGUUUUCGGCUUAUUUGAAUUCAAAAAAUAAUUGGAAUAAAUUAACUAGUCUACUUUCUGGCCAAUUCUGUGCAUCCAUAAAUCUAAUCAAUCCAACUGUCACCAUCAGGCCAAAAAUUUCGUAUCGUCCAUUUCUGAAAUUGAAACCAAUUGAAGAUGAAAAUAUUGAUCAUGAUUAUGGUUAUAUGGCAUCAUUACCACAGGAAGCUAUUUGUACAGAAAAUCUUACACCAUUCACUAAAAUGCUUCCAUGUCAACGUAACAAAGGUUUAGCCACAUUACUACAUGCAACAAAUAUUUUUGAUACCGAAUUUUUUUCACAAUCAAUUGAUUUUCAUUUCUCUUGUUUGGAUAUUAAUCAUUGUUCAUCAACCAACGGUAUUGAACUUCGACAAAAUAUUCUCAUUGUAUUCAAUGCACCAUUAGUGUUGGAUGGUAAAUAUAGUUGGACAUUGAAUUCAUUGUUUGGUUCAUCAUUAGAUAGUCAUUGUCCACUUGCUAGUACAAGUCUAAUUUAUGUUGACAUUACACCAUUGAAUCAUAAUCCAUCAUCAAAUGGACAGCUUCUUAUUGAACCAUCAAGAUUUAUAAGUAUCGAUUCUGAUAAAUAUGGAUCAAUUGUUAUUGAACAAUCACCAAUCAUGAUCAAAGAAAAACAACAACGGCUAUAUGCUGAAUAUGAUUUGAAAUCAAUAAUAAAAUCAGAAUCGGCUGAAUCAAUAUCGAAAACUGGAUUAAAUAUUGGAAUACAAUAUCCAAAUUCAUAUGAUGGAAAAUUAAAUUAUCCAAUUGAUUAUCAAAAUUUACAGGUUCGAAGAUUUUCACGUGGUGUUGGUGUUCAAACUGGUGGUAUUACCGUACUGCUUACGAAUCGUUUUCAAUUUAGUAUUGAUGCCAUCUAUACAGAUACAAUACCAUGGUAUCUACGAAUGUAUCUGCAUACAAUGAACAUCGAAUCACGAUCAUUGGAUGGAUCCAAAUUGAUGAAAGAAAUUCAGCCCAAAAAAUUACAUUAUGAACCAGCACAGGAUCGUAUACGUCCACAUCAACUUGAAGUGCAACUAAAUCUUCCACCAAAUUCAUUAACUGAAAUUCGUUUUGAAUUUGAUCAUCAAUUUUUACGUUGGACAGAAUUUCCACCGGAUCCAAAUCAUGGUCUUUAUAUAAAUCCAGCAACGGUUACAUUUUUAUUCGCCGAUAGCAAUAAUCAUCAAUUAUCAGAUCCUGGCCGUACGUAUGAACGAUUUUUGCCACAAAUAUUUCAUUCAUAUUUCAACAAUUCCAAUUCAUUUGCUGCUGCUUCUGCAACAAUGGCACUAUUACGACAAAAUCAUCCAAUACGUUUAUAUACUGAACCGUUGAUUAUAAUGAUGCCUACACCGGAUUUCAGUAUGCCUUAUAAUGUCAUUUGUCUUGUAUCAACGGCAUUAUCGAUUGCAUUUGGACCAAUCUAUAAUCUAACCACACGUAAAGUGAUGAAUACACAAAUGAAACAUGGUAAAGCACAGAAGACUAAAAAACGUUUCUUUUUCUUUUAAAUGUUCUUGAAAAUCAACUUUUGUAUUUCUUUUUUUUUCAUCUUCUCAUUUAUUAUAAUAAAAAUUAAUAAAAAAAAUUAUAAAAUGAUCAAAAAAA
Messenger RNA from Dermatophagoides farinae (American house dust mite), 2078 nucleotides. RefSeq names its product phosphatidylinositol glycan anchor biosynthesis class T (gene PIG-T). NCBI's taxonomy places the organism in Eukaryota, Metazoa, Arthropoda, Arachnida, Sarcoptiformes, Pyroglyphidae. Gene Ontology annotation, biological process: attachment of GPI anchor to protein. The record is from RefSeq and is a predicted model, not a curated record. Gene Ontology annotation, cellular component: GPI-anchor transamidase complex.